Molecule: messenger RNA, 780 nt
Organism: Geodia barretti
Lineage: Eukaryota; Metazoa; Porifera; Demospongiae; Tetractinellida; Geodiidae
Source: the annotation of a GenBank genome assembly
UUAGUGUCCUGGUUUAACACACUCAUGCUGGGGAGAAGUCUGGUGCGCCGAGAAAGAAGGGUGCGUAGGGGGCAGGGCACGUUGCAGGUAUGACGUUACGUCUACCUAUAAAUAGCAUAACGCGUAAUAAUCACGUCAUCGUUGAUAUGAAGAUCUAUUUGGAGAGCACUAAAGAUUGUCGGGGAAAUAAAAAUGUCGAUAGAUGGCAUUGAAGAACGGGAGAGGCAGUUAAAAGUGCUCUUGAAGGAACUAGGGAAUGAAAUAUCUCUCCAGCUCCCUUCAAACUAUGGAGAAGACAGAAGACGUAGAGUGCAGAAGUCCAGGCAGAAACUGGACCAAGCAGAGUCACUAUUGCGUGAGAUGCAGCUAGAUGUUCGCGUGGCUCCAAAAGGUAUCCAGCAUCAGCUCUUCAGUAGAGUAACCCAGUACAAAGCAGAUGUGGCAUCUCUCCGACACCAACUGGCAGGGGAGCGAGAUCAGCUACUAAAGAAGACUGCCACUUUACAAAGAGCCUCACAGAGCCUGCACAGGGCACAACAUGUUACAGCUGAGACUGAUGAGAUUGCCGACAACAUAGUGCUGGACCUCGGCCAACAGAGAGCUACACUCGUCAGAGCAAGGGACAGAGUGGCUGGGAUAGAAACAGAGAUGGAGAGGACUAAGAGUUUGCUAAGAACUAUCGCCUGCAAAGCUAUCGAGAACAGGAUAAUACUCAUCACAGUAAUCGUCAUUGAACUUGUUCUGCUGGCUGGCCUGGCGUAUUGGAAGUUUCUAAGUUAA